Rangifer tarandus platyrhynchus (Svalbard reindeer) is the source of this 1635-nucleotide messenger RNA. The record is from the annotation of a GenBank genome assembly. NCBI's taxonomy places the organism in Eukaryota, Metazoa, Chordata, Mammalia, Artiodactyla, Cervidae.
AUGGCCUCCGAGGAGCUGUACGAGGUUGAAAGGAUCGUUGACAAGAGGAAAAACAAGAAAGGGAAGACAGAAUAUUUGGUUCGGUGGAAAGGCUACGACAGUGAGGACGACACCUGGGAGCCCGAGCAGCACCUGGUGAACUGCGAGGAGUACAUCCACGACUUCAACCGGCGCCACAGUGAGAAGCAGAAGGAGGGCACCUUCUCCAGAGCCAGCCGGACCUCCCCGAACAAUGCCCGGAAGCAGAUCUCCAGGUCCACCAACAGCAGCUUCUCCAAGGCCGCCCCCAAGGCCCUAGUGGUGGGCAAGGAGCAUGAGGCCAAGAGCAGCCCGCUCUUUGCUGCCAGCCAGAAGUUCCGGAAGAGCCCCGCUCCGGGCCUGGCCACCCGCAAGAACAUGGACCUGGCCCGGUCGGGCAUCAAGAUCCUUGUGCCCAAGAGCCCCAUCAAGAGCAGGACCACGGUGGACGGCUUUCAGGACGAGAGCCCCGAGAAGCCAGACCCCGUGGAGCAGGGGCCGGAGGACACGGCGGCCCCAGAGGCAGCGGCCGAGAAGCCGGUCGGGGCCCUUCUGGGCCCGGGAGCGGAGCGGGCACGGAUGGGGAGCCGGCCCCGGAUACAUCCGCUGGUGCCGCAGGCGUCGGGCCCCGUGACAGCAGCCAUGGCCACGGGGCUGGCCGUGAAUGGGAAAGGCACCUCCCCGUUCAUGGACGUGCUGACGGCCAACGGGACGAGCACCCUGCAGACGUCAGUCACGGGCGUGACGGCUGGGAAGAGGAAGUUCAUUGAGGACAGGCGAGACCAGCCCUUUGACAAGCGGCUGCGCUUCAGCGUGCGGCAGACAGAGAGCGCCUACAGGUACCGGGACAUCGUGGUCCGGAAGCAGGACGGCUUCACCCACAUCCUGCUGUCCACCAAGUCGUCCGAGAACAACUCGCUGAACCCGGAGGUGAUGAAGGAGCUGCAGAGCGCGCUGAGCACGGCUGCGGCCGACGACAGCAAGCUGGUGCUGCUCAGCGCCGUGGGCAGCGUCUUCUGCUGCGGCCUGGACUUCAUCUACUUCAUCCGGCGCCUGACGGACGACCGCAAGAGGGAGAGCGCCAGGAUGGCCGAGGCCAUCAGAAACUUCGUGAACACCUUCAUCCAGUUCAAGAAGCCCAUCAUCGUGGCCGUGAACGGCCCAGCCAUCGGGCUAGGAGCAUCCAUCCUGCCUCUCUGCGAUGUGGUCUGGGCCAACGAAAAGGCGUGGUUCCAGACGCCCUAUACCACCUUCGGGCAGAGUCCAGAUGGCUGUUCCACUGUCAUGUUCCCCAAGAUUAUGGGAGGAGCAUCUGCGAACGAAAUGCUGCUCAGUGGACGGAAGCUAACGGCCCAGGAGGCAUGCGGCAAAGGGCUGGUCUCCCAGGUGUUCUGGCCGGGGACCUUCACCCAGGAAGUCAUGGUCCGCAUCAAGGAGCUCGCCUCCUGCAACCCCGUCGUGCUCGAGGAAUCCAAGGCCCUUGUGCGCUGCAACAUGAGGCUGGAGCUGGAGCAGGCCAACGAGCGGGAGUGCGAGGUGCUGAAGAAGAUCUGGGGCUCGGCGCAGGGCAUGGACUCCAUGCUCAAGUACCUGCAGAGGAAGAUCGAUGAGUUCUGA